UAUGUAUGGAGGUUUUAAGUGGACAGACGUGUGAUUACUUCCCUUUUGUCGACGGUUGUUCUCAUACUCCCAACUUCUUAAAAAAGUUUAUGGCCACAGCGUGUGUUCGACAUGAUUUAUGUUAUGGCUGUGGUGUGAAGUACGGAUUUUCACGGUCAUUUUGUGAUGACAUGUUUUAUUUGGACGCAGCAAGCAUUUGUGAUUUUAAUACCACGAUACUGAAUUCUUUGUGCAAGACCAUAGUCAACAUAAUGGUGUCCGGUGUUCGACUUCUGGGCGAGAACAGAUAUCAGAAAUAUCCAGAUCCAUGGUGCCAUUUACCGGAAGUGAUAGAAUGUCUUCCCUCGUUGAAAAUAAGAUGGAUUAAAGUAGCCUACUUAUAA
Saccostrea cuccullata (small rock oyster) is the source of this 383-nucleotide messenger RNA. RefSeq lists its product as uncharacterized. The coding region runs from base 6 to 383 and encodes 125 amino acids. Gene Ontology annotation, molecular function: A2-type glycerophospholipase activity. Gene Ontology annotation, biological process: phospholipid metabolic process; arachidonate secretion. Lineage: Eukaryota; Metazoa; Mollusca; Bivalvia; Ostreida; Ostreidae. The transcript is spliced from 2 exons. The record is from RefSeq and is a predicted model, not a curated record.